AUGGAUGAUCUUUUCAUUCAGGCGAUAGUGAGGGAUUGUGUCGUACACCCAGUCGCAGCUCUCCAGAUCGAGCUCAGCCAUGACGGAGAAGCUGACAGGCAGCUGGUUGCAACGCUAGGGUUGCCGGCUUAUAUGCCUUAUAUGGCGCCCUGCUGCAGCAAGGGAAUUACGCCACAGGAGCUGCAGAUGGCCUGCCAGAACAUGCUUGAUGAGCCACAUUCCAAGAGCGAGCCAAUGCUUGGCCGCCCAGAGCCACCGGAGCUACAGCUUACAAACCCCUCUCCUGAAUUGGAAGGUUGGAUUUCCCUUGGUACCCUCGCAAUCUUCGAGCUCGAAAUGAAAACUAGCGUAUCGGUUGCGAGCUUUGAGCUUGGCUUCGGACCCAGAUAUGAUGGCACAUUUCUAGAGGACGAAACCACAGAUCGAUGUCUUGAAGGAAUACCAUGGCUCUACACCUGGCAAAAUUAUUGA
Molecule: messenger RNA, 471 nt
Organism: Bacidia gigantensis
Lineage: Eukaryota; Fungi; Ascomycota; Lecanoromycetes; Lecanorales; Ramalinaceae
Exons: 1
Coding region: 1-471 (156 amino acids)
Source: RefSeq, a predicted model, not a curated record